Myzus persicae (green peach aphid) is the source of this 1893-nucleotide messenger RNA. RefSeq lists its product as uncharacterized. The coding region runs from base 1 to 1893 and encodes 630 amino acids. The transcript has a single exon. NCBI's taxonomy places the organism in Eukaryota, Metazoa, Arthropoda, Insecta, Hemiptera, Aphididae. The record is from RefSeq and is a predicted model, not a curated record.
AUGGCCGCCCACACUGGCAGUAGCCAGGUGGCCGGGCCAUCAAAUCGGGCCGAUCCGGAGCCGUCACCAGACCGUGACGAGUCGGAUAGCGACUCGGUGUCCGACGGUGGUAGCUCUGGGGUAAGCGACGCACCCGUGCCCCGUAGGCAACCCACGCUCGUCGUCCGCAACCUUACGGUAUGGUACCCACUACCCUCGACUGUUGAAUGCCCGCACGACGGCUGCCCGGCAAGAUUCCGGGUAAAACUGUGGACUAGCGCCAAACAGUCCGUCACCCGGCACUUGCGUGACUUGCACGAGGAGGCCGAUUCCACCGUGGUGCGCUGCGUCGGGUGUCGCACGGUACUCGGAGUGCGGCCCGGAGCCCAUAAGUGCCGGCGUGCUAUCGAGGACGACGCGGGUGCUAUCGAAAGGUUCCCGUGCACGGUAGACGGCUGUACUGACUCUUUCCCCAGCAAGCAAGGCUUAACGAACCACCUCCGCAACCAUCAGAGACUUGACGCCCUCGAAACCGCAGCGGUCCCUCUGCCGACGCCGGCAACUCGUCAUGGGUUACGCGGCAACCCGUCUGCGCGUCCAGUGCGCGGGGGUGAUGCCCGCGUUCCAACGGGUGUGACGGCAGACGUGCCAAGGAUACCGGCUGGUACCAGACCGCCGGACACAGGCGGCACGUCGCCUCCACCCACCACAUCGGAUGCUGAGCCAAGGACACUGGCUGGUCACAUACCGCCAGACACAGGCGGCUCAGCCCGACACACGCGAGCUGAACCAAGGAUACCGGUCGGUAAAAGACCGCCGGACACAGGCGGUUCAGCUUCGCCCAUAGCAGGAGGUGCGCCAAGGAUACCGGCUGGUAACAGACCGCCGGACACAGGCGGCGCGCCCCUGUCCCCAGCAAGAAUACUGAUACCCGCCACCACGAGACGGGCGACUCCCAAGGUGAUCCAGUCCUUGUACAGGCGGAACAGGCGGCGGGCAGUUAGGCUUAUAGUGUCGGGUGAGGGCCAGACCUGCGACGUUGCGGUCGAGAAUGUUGAGGGGCACUUCCGCGACGUCUGGGCGCCAUCGGUUUGCGAUGCGUCGAUUUUCCAGCGGGUGGAAGGCCGCGACCCGGUACCGAUGGGCCCGUUCCUGUGUGCCGAUGUGGCGAAACGCCUCAGUAAAUUCGAAAACACGGCACCAGGGAGUGACGGGCUCACGUACCGGCACUGGAAGCGGCUCGAUCCGGAGUGCACGGUCCUGACGGAAGUCGUCAACAUGUGCCUCCGGUUCAAGAUGAUACCCCCCGCGUGGAAGAAAGCGGUGACGGUCCUCAUCUUUAAAAAGGGUGCAAGGGAGGAUCUCGGCAACUGGCGGCCCAUCUCCCUCAGCCGCACCCUAUACAAACUGUACGUGGGUUGCAUCGCCGGCCGGCUGACCGAGUGGCUGGUGGCCAAUCAAGUAUUGAGUCCGUGCCAGAAGGGCUUCCUGCCCGCGGACGGCGCGUUCGAACACGUCCACACUCUCAACCGAUUGCUUGAGAAGGCCAGGACCCAUGCAAAGGACAAGUGCGUGGCCUGGCUGGACGUGUCGAACGCGUUCGGAGCCAUCCCUCACGCGGCCUUGGAGGCGGCUAUUGAGAGCAGCGGGGCGGGCGAAGACCUCCUCAACAUAGUGCGGGACGUAUACGCAGGAGCGUCAUCUUCGGUCAGCGUGGCCGGAGGUAUGACCGGCGAUAUCCCGGUGAGGUCCGGCAUUAAACAGGGGUGCCCAAUGAGCGGUUUAUUAUUCAUUAUGGCCAUCGACCCGGUCGUAGCCCGCUUGCAGGGCACUUCUGCCGAUCACCGGGUGUUAGCGUUCGCCGACGACCUCUGCCUGAUCGCCGACAGCCCGGGGGAGCUCCAANGUACAUAA